UGCUGAUCAGCUUCGUUGUGCGAAUCUCCUGGGGUGUUGUGGAGACACAGCUGCAUGCACGCAGAAAUGGCAACCGAACGCACCUGCCAUCUGGGGUCGACAAGCACCGAGAAGACACAAUCAACCAUUGCAACAGCCUCACUUUAGCAGCCCGAAUCUAUCCUUGCUGGCAUCUAGGAUUCACGGUGCUCUUGCACGACCAUGUUCAACUUCAGCGGGCACCUUCUUGCGGGGCAGCAUGACACGCAAAAGGACCGGCCUCCUCCAGCAAGACCGAUACCUGCGACCUUCCCGGCGCUCGAUCCACCCAUACCCUCGACAGAAUCCCCGCCAGCAUCCUGGAGUAGGGCCAAUGUGACAGGGAUCACCAAACAGCUUCUCGGCUUGAGGAAACCAUCCGACGUCACUAAGGAGACUCUGGCGCAGCUCAAUGUCACAUUCCAACCCGAGUGUGAUUUCGAAACGCUUUUAUCGUCGCUGCCCCACGAUGCGACAGUACACAUGCCACCUGCCAUGUGGCUGAAUGCACCAGAUCAGCAAGAGCCGUCAACUGGAGAGCCUGUUGUCACCCUCCUCAGUAAUGGUAGAAGGGUUCCGGAUCGCAAAGAAUUCUACGUCCGCGCUCGAGAGUUGCUCUUCAACAAUGAUGACGCAUUCUCGACGCUGACACGGAAAGCCACUGGGGGUCAAGCACCACUGCGAUUAGCGCAUUUUCGAAAAUUCUGGGAGGGUCUCGAUAAUAUGGCGUAUUAUUGGGAUAACUCUCUAGACGAGUAUCGUACUCCGGAUCCGGAGACAGACAGUACAGCUGCUGAGAAGGACUCUCUCUCCAAUGAGAACAACAGGAGCAACGAUCAAGAAACACAUGCUGAAACUAAACCCGAUUGGAUUGCAAAGAUGGGAAGUGGGUUUGGUUCCCCAACGGAGGGCGAGCCUCGUAAGAAAGCAAAGACAGAAGCGGUGUGUGACCAAACAUUGGAUCAACCUGUCAACGCGAACGGGUUCGGAGGAUCUACCGGCACUGCUGCUCAAACAGUAUCAAUCGCCCCGAGCAGGGUACUGCCUGCCAGAAUUGCACCAUCUAGGUUUCGAAACACAAUCAACACGGAACCUCAAGGUAAGCCGGUUGACAUGUCCCAAGGCUCGUACCGAGGGUAUCGUAUCGGUAAUGGUUCAGAGAUGCCUGAUCAGUAUCGAAUUGAAUGUGUCCGGGCUUUUGUCGAGCCCAUUGCAUGGGCCUUUGGAGUUACACUUUCCCAGCACAGGCGGCCCCCUGUUCUGGUCCUGCAGCACGUGCGUUUUCCGAUACGCAUGAGCUCUGUGGCAUGGCGCGGACCCCAAGAUCGGAUGAAAGCACGGCAGGGCUGGAUGGAAGGGCCUGUGCUAGGUAUUCAGUGUCGUCCAGACGUGAGUUUCGGAGCUUCUGGCAAUCUAGACGCAGAGUCAAACUUGGAUGCCAUCCGUGAACUUGGAGGCCUGUUGCUGCUAGCUCAAGAGCGUGUCAGGGAAGGUACAGUCGAACGUGUCGCUGGAGAUGGAAAGUGGUGGGCUACGAAAGAGCGUUGGGGAGGCGGCCCGGGAGGCGAAGUCGAAGAUGGCGUAGCAUCCAGCGAGGCAAACGGCACCGAAACUACGCCCAGUGCCCAGGAGAAAUCUCUGCAGAGAAACGCUGAUGGAUCACGACCACGGCGACGGCCAACACCAGUGCAAGUGUGGAAAAUCGUCAAACCAGGGAACCCUCUCUGGGAUCCCAAAGUGAUCUAUGAAGCGAUUGGCAAAGAAUCAGAUGCAGAGUGGGACGAUGUCUUCAUGGUCUCAUCAUUGAACCACCACAUCCGCUUGUUGAAGCUACACGUGCAUUCAGCAUACGUUGAAUACCUCACGAAUGGCAAGCUGCCAGAGACUCAGCCAUCGGACCCUGAUUGGUGCUCACCUAAGCUUGACAAGACGCGAUGGUUUGAUUUAUUCAACGUGGAUGAUCGCUCCGAAGCCAUGAGGGGUCUAUGGGGCGUCAUGUCUUAUCUGCUUCGAAGCAGAAAUGGGGGCCGGCAAGACGUAGUCAUGGAGAACUCUUGAUGGCCCGCAACACCGCUUACAAUGGCCACCAGUAAGCGUUCGCAAGGCCCACGCAGUUGGACACCUGUUUAAUGGGCUUUUGAGUGAUUCGAGGAGACUGUGAUUUUCAUGGGAACCUCGAGGUGCGCUUAUGAUGGGAAUAAAUUGACAAUGGCAACAACUCCUAAUAGCACCG
This is a messenger RNA of Boeremia exigua, 2251 nucleotides long. RefSeq lists its product as uncharacterized. Lineage: Eukaryota; Fungi; Ascomycota; Dothideomycetes; Pleosporales; Didymellaceae. The coding region runs from base 202 to 2076 and encodes 624 amino acids. The record is from RefSeq and is a predicted model, not a curated record. The transcript has 3 exons.